AUGGUUAUUCCUAGUAGUUUAGUUGUGGAGUCAGGACAGGUGACAAUGUUGUUGUUUGAGGAGAUUGUGAAGUUUAGUGGAGAGACACGUUUGAAGGAGCAGAGAACAAGAUCACUGCCUUUGCUGAAUAGAGAGGUGUUACAGAUGAGGAGGAGCUAUUUCAGAGUACUCGUAGAACAGUUUGAAGUGCAAUUACAGCAGUACCGACACCAGAUAGAGGAACUUGAAAAUCAUAUUGCAAUACAGGCAAACAGUUCUUACAUUGCUCCUCAAGACUUAUCUUUGGCAAUGCAGAAGCUUUAUCAGACCUUUGUGGCUUUAGCAGCUCAGCUUCAGUCCAUACACGAAAAUGUGAAGAUCCUGAGAGAGCAGUAUCUUGGAUACCGUAAGGCCUUUCUUGGAGAUUCUGUUGAUGUAUUUGAGGCAAGACGAUCAGAGAGCAAGAAAUGGCAAAGUGCUCCUCGUAUCACCACAGGGCCCACUCCUUUCAACAGUAUACCUAAUGCAGCAGCUGUUGCCAUGGCUGCCACUCUUACACAGCAGCAACAGUCUUCUACAGGGCCACAGCCAUCUCUGGGAGCUAGUUUUACGACAGCAUUCGGCUCAGGUAUUGGCACUGGCUUGCAGUCAAGUGGCAUAGGUUCUUCAAGCCUUGGAGGUUUUGGCAGCACCUCAACAACUGGUUUUAACUUCAGUGACCCUGGUCUCACAACAUCAGCAGGCCUCACGUUUGGAAUUUCUAAUCCAGCAUCAACUGGUUUUGGAACAGGAGGACCACUUUUGCAACUGAAGAAGCCACCAGUUGGAAACAAGAGAGGAAAAAGAUAGUGCAUUUAAAAAAAUGAAAAUAAGUUCAUUCACUUGUACUGUUUUUUUUUUUCUAGCUUUGUCAGUAAAGCGAAGUGAUGCACAUAUGAUAAAAUUUGAAAAUCUUAUAAUGAAUAAUAGUAAAAAUGCACUGAAAAACCUUA
Messenger RNA from Protopterus annectens (West African lungfish), 971 nucleotides. Its product is annotated as nucleoporin p58/p45-like. The transcript is spliced from 7 exons. Bases 1 to 828 code for a protein of 275 amino acids. Lineage: Eukaryota; Metazoa; Chordata; Ceratodontiformes; Protopteridae. Gene Ontology annotation, biological process: nucleocytoplasmic transport. Gene Ontology annotation, cellular component: nuclear pore. The record is from RefSeq and is a predicted model, not a curated record. Gene Ontology annotation, molecular function: structural constituent of nuclear pore.